UUACUUCCCAUCUGAGCACGGUCACACUGCCCAAGAGUCCAGCUGCGUCGUUGAAAAAUAUUUUCGAUGCCUCGAAGGUUGAUUUAUUUCAGAGGAAAUAGCAGGAAAUAAAGUUGAAAACGCAGAUUACGAGCAGCAGCCGCCAAGAGGAGUGCACAAUGAACAUUUACAACAAGUUGCGGGCCAGGGAGCAUGGCUACGGCAAUGAGAGGACCUACGACUUCGCCCUGCGCCGCCUUUCCGUGGCCAAGGAGGACAGCUGGCGGGGCAUCGCGCCGGCCAACUACUGCCCAGACUUCAAUCCGGAACCGCCGAUCUUCUCCGCCAAGUUCGCCAACUGCGAUGGCUAUCGGCACAUCCUGGCGAUCGCCAACGAGGACGGCAAGAUCACGCUGCAGGACACCACCCAGCGCAACCACCAGCCGGAGGAGCAGUCCCUGGUGGGCCCGCAGUGCCACUUCAACGCCGUUUUCGAUCUGGAAUGGGCACCCGGCCAGAUGCGCUUCGUCUCCGCCUCGGGCGAUCACACUGCCAGACUGUGGGAGGUGGCGGGCUCCGGCAUACGCGGCCUGAACUCCUAUGUGGGUCACACAAGGUCCGUCAAGUCGGCGGCCUUUAAGCGCACCGAUCCCGCUGUCUUCGCCACCGGCGGCCGUGAUGGCGCCAUUCUCAUCUGGGACAUCAGGGCCAAUCUCAAUAUGGACCUCACGUCACGCGUGGACAACUGCAUCUACAGCGGUCACACGGGCGGACCGGGCACGCCAGUCUCACAGCGCAAGCAGCGCACACGCACUCCCAAGAUGGCCGGAGGAACCACCUCGAGCAGCAUCACUGGCUUGGCCUUCCAGGACAACGAUACGUUGAUCUCCUGUGGUGCCGGUGACGGAGUCAUCAAGGUGUGGGACCUGCGGCGCAACUACACAGCCUACAAAAAGGAGCCACUGCCCAGGCACAAGCUGCCAUAUGCCGGCAGCUCCACCUUCCGUGGAUUCACCAACCUCAUUGUGGACGCGUCAGGCACGAGGCUGUAUGCCAACUGCAUGGACAACACCAUCUAUUGCUACAAUCUGGCCUCCUACUCGCAGCGCCCGCUGGCGUGCUACAAGGGACUCCUUAACUCCACGUUCUACAUCAAAUCCUGCCUCAGCCCGGACGGCAAGUAUCUGCUGAGCGGAAGCAGCGACGAGCGGGCUUACAUCUGGAACCUGGACCACGCCGAGGAGCCGCUCGUUGCACUGGCCGGACACACGGUGGAGGUAACCUGCGUGGCCUGGGGCUCCAGCCACGAUUGCCCCAUUGUCACGUGCAGCGAUGAUGCGCGUCACAAAAUCUGGCGGAUUGGACCCGACCUGGAUGGCCUCAGCGAGGCGGAGCGGGCGGAAAAGUACCGAGGAACUGCCUCCUACGUCAGGGAGUUCGGCAAGAAGGCAUUUGGUCCGUCUAGUGGAAAUCACAAGUACAAUCUUCGAGAUCUGGAGUCCACGCCAAGAUCUCUGAAGCGCCUUAUGGAUCAAAAUGAAAGGACGCCAGGUUCCGUGGAAAAGACGACGACCAAGCGUUCGUUCCUGGAAAUGCUGGGCGUAGCUGGCCAGGAGACGGAAGCCACAGAACAGCCCCAGAAACGGGCGAAGCCACUGGAGUCACGUGGAAGGCGGCUCUUUGGACCUUCUAGCCAGGAAACUGCUUGCAGGCACAUACAACUUCAGUCCAUAAACGAGGAAGAUGCCUCGCCGAGCAAGAGACAAAAGGAGAACUCUGCCGCGGAGGAUGUCUCACCACUGCACAAGCUUCUCAGCACACCAAGUCAUUCCCCUUUGAGUGAGAAUGUCAACCAUGUGUACACCUCCCCGCCAACCACGUCAGCGGCAGCAGCAGCGGUGGCUGCAGACGCGCUUAAUCCGCCGCCGAUCUCCGCUGCCAUCUACUCGCCCACCUCCAACCUGCCCAAUUACGUGCUGGAUGGCGAGGCACCGCACCUGGGCAUCAUGUCGCCCAAGCGGAAGGCGAAGGAGAAGGUGGACUGGCUGACGAAUAUCCGCAAACAGAAGCUGAUGAGUGGCAGGGCCCAUGUGACGCUCAGCGAAAAGAUCAGCGAGGAGCAGCAGGCCGAUGUGCUGGCAUCCCCGCGCCUCCAGAGUCUGCGGCAGUCAGAGUGCAGUCCCAGGAUACACGCCUCGCCCCGCAGACGCAUCUCCCAUACGGACGGAGGCGGUGGCACGCCGGCUGGCAGCUCCUCGCACUCCCAUUCCCAAUCCCAGCCAAAAACGCCCACUUCCAGUAGGCGAAACAGCGAGACGACGCUCCUGCGAUUCUUUAGCAUUCAGAGAAGUAGCAGUGUGCCGGCGGAGGAAACAACGACAACGAAUGCGGCUCCCUCCUCUUCUGAUCCCCAUCCCCCGGCAGUGACUGCGCCCGCAGCCACGCCCCUCAGCAUGCGCACGCCCACGACGGCGGUGGGCAGCGAUUGACGCGGAGCCUCGAGCCACAGCACCAUUAUUGCACUUGUAGUUUUAAGCGGACAUUGUUUAAGUUAUUUUAUGUAGAUAGUAGGUUGCAUCUAUCGCGGGACGAGUUGGUAACCAACUCCCCGCCCUCUGUACAGAGCCAAAAGAUACGAAAGACUAACGUACCCGAAUAAAAGUAACUCCAUUUU
Messenger RNA from Drosophila melanogaster (fruit fly), 2653 nucleotides. RefSeq names its product lethal-(2)-denticleless (gene l(2)dtl). The transcript has 2 exons. The record is from RefSeq and is marked reviewed. Gene Ontology annotation, biological process: protein ubiquitination. Lineage: Eukaryota; Metazoa; Arthropoda; Insecta; Diptera; Drosophilidae. The coding region runs from base 159 to 2468 and encodes 769 amino acids. Gene Ontology annotation, cellular component: cytoplasm.